Molecule: messenger RNA, 2252 nt
Organism: Rubroshorea leprosula
Lineage: Eukaryota; Viridiplantae; Streptophyta; Magnoliopsida; Malvales; Dipterocarpaceae
Source: the annotation of a GenBank genome assembly
GAAUGAGGUAACUCCACCGGUGCUUCUACCCUUCUCCUCCAAGUCCCUCUCCUUUUCUCCAAACUUUCCUUAACACUCCACUAGGCUAGAUAAGGUGGAGAAUUUUGCAAUCAGGAUUGAGUUUAGAAAUGAGUGUGUGUGCAGGAUCAGCCCACUGCCAUGGACAAAGCUAUGGAGGCCUGCCAUCUGCUUAGGAGUCAUCCUUCUACUACAUAUUUGGUGUGUUAUUGAGGGAGAUCGUUGGACUUUUGCUUGGACAUGAGUUUGCAUCCAUGAGUUUCAUUGCCUUUUUAUAGCUGUUGCUGUCUUGGGUUUUGUUUUGCAUACUUCUUUUCUUUUGGUGGGAUAUUAUCAAAAAAUUUGCUUGCUUAAUCAAUUGAUUUUCUUAAUUUGCAUGUUUUGAUUGAUAAUGUGGCAAUUAAGGCUUUAAAUUUUAUACACUUCUCAGUGAAAAUAAUUGAAGUAGAUAGUUUGCUUGAAUUGAUCCUCUCAUGAGUUUUCCCCUUUGUUUACUCUAAAUCCAGGAAGGGGGCUUAUGAAUCCUUAGUGCCCUUUGGACUCUGGUUAUUUGGUAGACCAGAACUGAGCAAUAGCUUGAUGAUUUGUUAUACAUUUAUGAAAUAUUCUCUUAAAGAAUAUAAGCAUGUUAUACUUUAGUCUGUAUCAGGUGGAAGCAGGAGGCUAUUGAAGUUCUUGAUAAAUUACAUGGUAAAAUAUAUGAGACAUGGAGUUUCCACUCUGCAUAUGAGCUGAGAGCAUUAUUAAAGGCAUAAUGAUAAAACCUUCUCCAUGUGCAUGAUCUGAACUUUUUGUCAUUUUGUCCUAGUAUAUAUUCGAGUUGCAUUUCAGCACUAACUGCAUGGGUCUUCUAGUUAUAAAAUGCUACACACAUUUUUUUUCUCUUGCAGAAAUGGGGGUGAUUCCUGUUCUUCUUGAACAGCCAGUUCAUAGAGAUGAUUGGGAAGGUCUUGAUCAUGUUAAUCAUUUUGGAAAAGCCAAGUAUGGGGUUUCUGUUGCUGCAGACGAGAGCUGUCAGAGUUUAGCUGAUGUCAAGAAAAUAGUGGAAGGAGAACUGGCAGAUGUUAUUAACGUUAAGCUUGCCAAAGUUGGGGUCCUUUGUUCUCUUGAAAUCAUUAAGGUGGCUAGGACUUUGAGGCUGAAUCUGAUAUUGGUGGUAUGGCUGAAACUUGCAAUAGGCUUUGCUCUCCUGGGGGCCUUUAAGAAAUUCAUUGAUCUAGAUACUCCCCUUCUCCUAUCUGAAUUCUGAAGAUCCAGUUGGUUCUUGAGGGUUAUGAAGUUCCUGGAGCUGUUUACAAGUUCAACAAUGCUAGAGGGCAUGAAGGUUUCUUUCAUUGGGAUAAUGUUUCAUGGUAAGCCCCUUGUAUAUGGUGCUGUUUCUUCUCAAAUCUACUUGAAAAUCUAUUAUUCUUUAAAAUUGCUGUUACUUUUGUUCUAGUAUGUUGCAAACCUACACUCUUUUAACUUUUUGCUUCAAGAAUAAAACAACUAGCUGUCAUAGCCUUUAGGUUGAACAAUAACAAGAAAAUAAAAAAAAAAAAUCAAAUAUGACCAUCAUUUCUGCAAGUGGUGAGACUGCCUGUACUAGGGAGGGAAUGAAUGUCAUGGUUCAAAAAUUCCAAGAGCUUUUGAUGAUAUCUAGACAUUAUCUUGGUCUCAAUAUGCUCACAUUACAAUAUUGCUGCGGUGUUUUUGAAGGGGUUGUUAACUUGUGCUCUCAUUAUUUUCGUGAAAGCAUGUCAGAUCUAUGUCAGCAGAGUUUUAAAAAUGUGAUGAAGCUUAAACAAUAUAUCUCUUUAAGAAGCAGAGUGCAGAACUCGUUACAGGUAUAAACAGUUCUGGUUGGAUUAACUAUUUACUUUACACUGCUGAUAAAAAAAAAGAAAAAAAAAAAAGAAAGAAGGAAAACUACUUACUUUACACAUUGGCAAUGAUUACAUCUUCAAUUUUCAAAUGAUUUGCUGCAUCAUUUGCUAUCAAAUGGCCAUAGGUAUUGGCUUAUGAACCUUCAUUUCCUUGCUCCUGAAAUCCUACAUCAUAAGUCUAGUCCAACUAAUUAUUUCAAAAAACUUGGUAUAUUUUUCAAUGGAUUAACCGUCAUUCUUGCUUCAUUUAAAUGAUCUGUACCUGAUUUUGUAAACUAUUCUUGAACAACUUGGGACUGGACUUUUCCUUUCUCACCAUUACAUAUGCAAAAAGGGAAAUUAAAAAAUUAAUAAAAAUAUUAACUCAUA